CAGCACGCUGAAUAACUGUUGCCUAUAAGAUCCUUCCUAAACGCUGAAGGAUUUAUCUCAGACAUGGAAUACUUCUCUGGAUCAAUUGAAAUAAAUGUGACAGAAGAAAACAGCACCUAUGUAAAUGAGCUGGAUGGUGAUUUUGAUUUGCAGGGCCCAUGCUACGCAGAAGAGAACAAUGACUUCAAUCGAAUCUUUCUGCCCACCAUCUACUCAUUCAUCUUUCUGCUUGGAAUAAUUGGCAAUGGAUUGGUGGUGUUGGUCAUGGGCUAUCAAAAGAAAUCCAGAACUAUGACUGACAAGUACAGACUGCAUCUCUCAGUUGCUGACCUCUUGUUUGUCUUUACACUUCCAUUUUGGUCUGUGGAUGCUGCUAUUGGUUGGUACUUCAAGGAAUUUUUGUGCAAAGCCAUCCAUGUCAUUUACACAGUCAACUUGUAUAGCAGUGUCUUGAUCUUGGCGUUUAUCAGUCUGGACCGAUACUUGGCAAUUGUUCAUGCCACCAAUAGCCAGGGGUCCAGGAAACUUUUAGCUGAAAAAAUUGUGUAUGCUGGAGUGUGGCUUCCAGCUAUAUUGUUAACUGUGCCCGACGUAGUGUUUUCCAGUGUGACUGAUGUAGGAGAUUCCUACGUAUGUGACCGUAUCUAUCCAUUUGAGGACAGGGAUAACUGGACCAUUGGAUUCCGUUUUCUCCACAUCACAGUUGGUCUUCUGUUGCCUGGACUCAUCAUAUUAACUUGCUACUGUGUCAUCAUUUCAAAGUUGUCACACUCAAAAGGUCAUCAAAAACGCAAAGCCUUGAAGACCACUGUCAUUCUCAUCUUGGCUUUCUUUGCCUGUUGGCUCCCUUAUUACAUCUGUCUCACUAUAGAUACUUUUGCUUUACUUGGAGUCAUCAAGUUAGAUUGCAGCCUGGAUAACACCAUCCACAAGUGGAUCUCCAUCACGGAAGCCCUAGCCUUUUUCCACUGCUGCCUCAACCCAAUCUUGUACGCUUUCCUCGGAGCCAAAUUUAAGACAUCUGCCCAGAACGCCCUGACAUCUGUCAGCAGAGGAUCUAGUUUGAAAAUACUGUCAAAAAAGCGUGCUGGGCUCUCAUCCGUCUCCACAGAGUCAGAGUCCUCUAGUUUCCACUCAAGCUAACAGUGCCUGAUGGCAAAGGACUUCUAUUUCAAAACACAGACUGAUAAUUGUAUAUAAACUUCAUAUUCCUUAAGGAAUUUUAUUGACUUUUCUUAUUGACUGCCAGAUUCCAAUGCCUUAUUUAUAUAAAUAUUUUCUUUUUUCUAUUUCUUUAUUGUAGGCAGGCCCUAUGGACUGUUGAUUGGUUCUCAAUAAACUUGUUACAUUUGUCCAUUGUGUGCCAACUUUGACAUCUCUGUCAAGGGACCUUCCCAGCUUUUCAUUUAUGUGACACUCAGUUUCCAGAACAAUAACUCAGUGGUAGGGUAUACAUUUAAUUUUCCGGCUGUCAGGAUCCCCGGCGGUCAAUAUACCGACGCCGUAAUUUCCGACAGCUGGCAUUACCAGAAGCCGGAAUACCGAUGCAACAGGACUAUUAACACUCGUGGGUAUCAACGACACCCAUAGAGUGGGAAUAGAACCAGGAAAUCAUACUGAACCCAGUGGUAGUUACAGAAGACAAAGGACAGACGUGCAUGUAUCCCAUGCAUGGGUAAUGUGUGACAUUUCCACAAAAUGUGUAUAGAGCGGUCUGAUCUACUAUUUAUUCUGCAGUUUUGAAUGUGUAUAUAGGAAAAAGACACGAAUGACGUAGUACAGGGGAGAACUAAUUACUUAUGUUGUUUAAAUGGGGGUAUAAUGCAUUUGUUGGAUUGUACAGUACAUUGGCAAAAUGAGUCAUGUAGAUUAUGCUUUAUGUUAUAUAUAUAGCAUGAUAAAUAAUAUGAAAAGUAUGUAUUGCAAUGGAAAAUAGCUUUGAGGUCAGUAAUUAGAUUCAUUCUAAUGAUGCAGAUAGCAAGUGCUGUAUAAUAACAGAUUAAAAUGACACAUUAUUUGACAUAACUCAACGUAAAUACAUAGAUCUCAGGAUCUGCAACACUAGACCAAUUUGGUGUCCAAUCUCUUAAUCAGUAAAAUCAAUUCCAAAAACUAUAUUGACACCAAAAAGUAAUAUGACCCUCUGACCCCCAACCUCAACCCCCCCCCCCCCCCCCCUCCCCUCCCCACCUAGGCAUACGCUAACCUUUUAUUAGGGGUUUUAAUUACACUUCAGGUGCUGUUUACUACUGUUAGGGCAAACUUACAGAGUGACAUGUAGCAGCCAAUCACUUAACUGUUACCUUCUGUUAUCAGUCUAUUGAAGGGUAGACAAAUGCGAGAAGGCUUCUGAUUGUUGCUGUUCUUGAAUAUACUCCCAAAUGUUUUGUCUAGAUUCAACUUAAAUUCAUUAUUGAUGUAAGAAAAGUGUAAUUGUUGAAGACUACUCUGGACCUUCUGUGUAAGUGUUGCGUGUGACUGCACUUAUUGAAUGUCAUAUGUUUAUACAGUAUGUCUACUUAGCAUAGAAUACGUGUCCAAUUCAGUAUUGCCAUCCUUACAAGUCAUAUACUGAACAAUGUACAUAAUGUUUGUUAAUAAAAUCAUAAGAAAUUAAA
This is a messenger RNA of Pseudophryne corroboree (corroboree frog), 2618 nucleotides long. It is a transcript of the gene CXCR4, whose product is annotated as C-X-C motif chemokine receptor 4. Gene Ontology annotation, molecular function: C-C chemokine binding; C-C chemokine receptor activity. The record is from RefSeq and is a predicted model, not a curated record. Lineage: Eukaryota; Metazoa; Chordata; Amphibia; Anura; Myobatrachidae. Gene Ontology annotation, biological process: brain development; G protein-coupled receptor signaling pathway; calcium-mediated signaling. Gene Ontology annotation, cellular component: external side of plasma membrane; membrane. Bases 64 to 1143 code for a protein of 359 amino acids. The transcript is spliced from 2 exons.